CUCAUGGACGACGUUGCGAUCGCUAAAAUGGCGAGAUAGUGUGUUGACAUUGGCUCGAGUUCUCGUCGAACCCAGGUGUAGGGAAACCUUAAAUCCGUCAGUCAGUGAUCGCUCGGGAAUCGUGCUCGCGGAAAACAAUGCACUCGAUCAGCUCCAGUUUGCCAAGUUCUAUGGACGUGAGUGACGUCCCAACAUUAGUUAAGCGAGAUCCGGACUGUAGAACAGUCGAUGGCGAGACCGAGGGUCUACGUAUUCUCGAUGAGUUCCGCAAAUUGUACGAGACCCGCAUCGAAAAGAUCGAUCGGGAAUCUAUCGGUGAUUCCGACCGAGUCUCUAUGAAGUUACAAGUGAUGAGCGACUGGAUCAAAGAUUUAGGGGAGCAAAAUGCGAUGUUAGUGCAUACAGUGGAAGAUUUGGAACAGGCUGCGUGUAGUAGAGUUAAGUUACUAGAGGAGAAACUAAAACAAUCGUCGCAAAUAGUUGUGGAUAAUUUAACAAGAUCUGAUCAUUCGGAAAAGGCUUUAAAUACUCUUUCAAAUCGCGUCAGUCAGCUAGAAAAGGACGAGGAAUAUUUACAACAAAAAAUAGAAUAUCUACAAAGUGAUAUUAGAGGAUUAUUGGAGGUGAUUCGUCGUGCACAUCAGCAAAAUGUUUGGAGUCUUGAUGGUAUCAAGUUUUUUGAGAUUCAACCUGAGGAUAUUCCAGUUCCAGACUGUAUCUGCAAUCAGGAGCAGACAGAUACUGAUCAUAUAAAAUCCUUGAAUCUGCAAAUAGAACAACUUCAGAAAAAUGAAAAAAAAAUGAUUAGAUCUCAGUUGGAACUGGAAGAAAACAUAGCAGAUCUUACAACAGAAUUAUCAAUAAAGGACGAUACUAUAAAAAAAUAUGUUUCUAGACUUCAAUGUUUUUGUGAAAAACUUAAGGAACAUGCUAAACAAACGAAUCAAGUUAUUACUUAUCCCCUAGUUUUUGAUCAAGAUUGCAAUAUUAUCUUAACACCUGACAUUCUGGAAAGUGUACUAGAUGCAAAAGACAGAGAAAACAAGAACUUACAUCGACAACUCCAAGAUGUUGAAUCUAAACUUAUGGUAUAUACUUAUGAAAACAAUGUUGAUUCAAUUAAUCUACAAUUACAACUAGAAGAAAAAUGUAAGAAAGUUCAACAACUGGAGGACAAAGUGAUUCGCCUCGAAAAAGAAGCUGCAGAAACAAAAGAUACACUGACGGCGGAAAUCGUGGCAUUAGAAAAACAAAAUUAUCAUGCCAAUAUGGGUAAUCUUUUAAAGGACGACUUGAUUAAAGAAAUGCGUAAAGGAUUGAAGCAAACAACUUUAGAGGAUACGUCUUCUCGAAAAAUCUAUAUUGAUAUGAAUAAUUCUCAGGAGGUCAGUCGAAUUAAAUAUAAACAUAUAUAA
This is a messenger RNA of Atta colombica, 1415 nucleotides long. Its product is annotated as synaptonemal complex protein 1-like. Bases 138 to 1415 code for a protein of 425 amino acids. The record is from RefSeq and is a predicted model, not a curated record. NCBI's taxonomy places the organism in Eukaryota, Metazoa, Arthropoda, Insecta, Hymenoptera, Formicidae. The transcript has 9 exons.